AUGGCGACUCUGAAAAGUUGUGCAGGAGGGAAAGGAAGUUCCAAGAAGCAGACGUCUAUUUCAGGUUACGUACACUACUCACAUCUUCAGCUAAUUCAGAAGAUCUCUAUACGCGUGGCAGUUCACGCUGUUUUUCAUACGAUAGGAUUCUUCUCCCGCGGUCAAGUUUCUGACAACUCGCAAAAGUCUGAAGAAGUUCAAGGAACAGUCGAGUUAGAUUCAGAAGUCAGCCUCACUGAUGGUCAAGGCACCGAACAAGUGACACCUAGCGAGGUUUCUACCGCUGCUGGGCCUUCCAGUGGAUUGGUUCUAGAAGCCGCUAACGUUCUAGUAGGCCCUCAUCAACCUCGAUCCAAAGAUUUGUUUGGUGGAAGUUUUCCGAGGAGGCAAAUUUUGCGUCAGCGAAGAAGUUUUCAGGAGACUUGGUAUUCCCAGUUCCCUUGGCUGGAGUAUAGUGAGAAGGUGGAUUCUGCAUUUUGUUUUGCGUGUCGCCUAGCUGAGCAGAGCGGAAAGCAUGGCCACUACGAUGCAUGCUUUACUGAAAGAGGCUUUCGAAACUGGAAAACGGCACUAGAUGACUACAGAAAGCACGAGUCUUCGCAUGUGCACUGCUUGGCGGCAGCUGUGUGGAAUCAGGCAAGACAUGUUGCCGAAUCGGGCACGUCUGUAGCCCAGUCUGUCAGUACUGCGCACCAAUUAAGAAUAACCUUGAACAGACGAAAUCUCGGGAAAGUGUUUGAAACUAUCCUUUAUCUUGGGCGACAGUCUAUUGCUUUGCGUGGACAUGACGAAACGGAAGAUUGCACGAACAGAGGGAAUUUUCUCGAACUGUUACAUCUGCGGGCAUCAGAUAAUCCUGAGCUAGAGCAACACCUGCAAGGAACGUUUACAUUCAGCAGUCGAUAG
Molecule: messenger RNA, 906 nt
Organism: Corticium candelabrum
Lineage: Eukaryota; Metazoa; Porifera; Homoscleromorpha; Homosclerophorida; Plakinidae
Exons: 4
Coding region: 1-906 (301 amino acids)
Source: RefSeq, a predicted model, not a curated record